Rhinolophus ferrumequinum (greater horseshoe bat) is the source of this 5790-nucleotide messenger RNA. It is a transcript of the gene ANTXR1, whose product is annotated as ANTXR cell adhesion molecule 1. Lineage: Eukaryota; Metazoa; Chordata; Mammalia; Chiroptera; Rhinolophidae. Gene Ontology annotation, molecular function: signaling receptor activity. The transcript has 18 exons. The record is from RefSeq and is a predicted model, not a curated record. Gene Ontology annotation, cellular component: membrane. Bases 417 to 2111 code for a protein of 564 amino acids.
GGUAGAGAGGAGUGAGAGAAGGCAAAGCACUCCCCCAACCAAGAACAAUUUGAAAACCCACCCCAUAAUAUUUAAAAUCUGGGACAAAGAACCGUCUGGACGGAACUGCUUCAAUUGCAAAACCUCAGCGCAGCCUCGGGAGAGGCCGGCUGGCCCGAGUCAGGAGCAGCUCCUUUAAAAAAACGGAGUACAGUAUUGGGAUUCUUGAAACCUGAAACCUAGAAACAGAUCGAAGCGGAAACCAGAAGGAAAACCUUGAACUCCUCCAGACAAUUGCUUCCGGGGAGUUUCAGAAGAACGAGGGGGAAUAAAGGGCCCGAGAGGAGGGCCCCUCGGAUGGCGCGUCCCUGAGGGUCCUGGCGAGUUCGAGGAGCGUGGGAAGUAGAGGACCUUACCCUCUCCCUGGGCUGCAGGUCAUGGCCACCGUGGAGCAGAAAGCCCUUGGCAUUGGCUUCAAGUGUCUCUCUUUGGCCACUUUUGUGCUCAUCUGCGCCGGGCAUGGGGGACGCAGGGAGGAAGGGGGUCCAGCCUGCUACGGGGGAUUUGACCUGUACUUCAUUUUGGACAAAUCAGGAAGUGUGCUACACCACUGGAAUGAAAUCUAUUACUUUGUGGAACAAUUGGCUCAUAAAUUCAUCAGCCCUCAGUUAAGAAUGUCAUUUAUUGUCUUCUCUACUCGAGGAACAACCCUAAUGAAACUAACAGAAGACAGAGAACAGAUCCGUCAAGGUCUUGAAGAACUCCAGAAGGUCCUGCCAGGAGGAGACACCUACAUGCAUGAAGGAUUUGAAAGGGCCAGUGAGCAGAUUUAUUAUGAAAAUAGUCAAGGAUACAGGACAGCCAGCGUCAUCAUUGCUCUGACUGAUGGAGAACUCCAUGAAGAUCUCUUUUUCUAUUCAGAGAGGGAGGCUAACAGAUCCCGAGACCUUGGUGCAAUUGUUUACUGUGUCGGCGUGAAGGAUUUCAAUGAAACACAGCUCGCCCGGAUUGCGGACAGUAAGGACCAUGUGUUUCCUGUAAAUGACGGCUUUCAGGCUUUGCAAGGCAUCAUCCACUCAAUUUUGAAGAAGUCCUGCAUUGAAAUUCUGGCAGCUGAACCAUCCACUAUAUGUGCCGGAGAAUCAUUCCAAGUAGUCGUGAGAGGGAACGGCUUCCGACACGCCCGCAAUGUGGACAGGGUCCUCUGCAGCUUCAAGAUCAAUGAGUCAGUCACGCUCAAUGAGAAGCCCUUUGCUGUGGAAGACACUUAUUUGCUGUGUCCAGCGCCUAUCUUAAAAGAAGUUGGCAUGAAAGCUGCACUCCAGGUCAGCAUGAAUGACGGCCUCUCUUUCAUCUCCAGUUCUGUCAUCAUCACCACCACCCACUGUUCUGACGGCUCCAUCCUGGCAAUCGCCCUGCUGAUCCUGUUCCUGCUCCUGGCCCUGGCUCUCCUCUGGUGGUUCUGGCCCCUCUGCUGCACCGUGAUUAUCAAGGAGGUCCCUCCACCCCCUGCUGAGGAAAGUGAGGAAGAAGAUGAUGAUGGCCUGCCUAAGAAAAAGUGGCCCACGGUGGAUGCCUCUUAUUAUGGUGGGCGAGGUGUUGGAGGCAUUAAAAGGAUGGAGGUUCGCUGGGGAGAGAAGGGCUCCACAGAAGAAGGUGCUAAGUUGGAAAAAGCAAAGAAUGCAAGAGUCAAGAUGCCAGAGCAGGAGUAUGAAUUCCCUGAACCCAGAAAUCUCAACAACAACAUGCGUCGGCCCUCGUCGCCCCGGAAGUGGUACUCUCCGAUCAAGGGAAAACUCGAUGCCUUGUGGGUCCUACUAAGAAAAGGAUAUGAUCGUGUGUCUGUGAUGCGACCACAGCCAGGAGACACGGGGCGCUGUAUCAACUUCACCAGAGUCAAGAACAAUCAGCCUGCCAAGUACCCCCUCAACAACGCCUACCACACCACCUCGCCACCUCCCGCCCCCAUCUACACUCCCCCACCCCCUGCCCCUCAUUGCCCGCCCCCACCCCCCAGUGCUCCCACUCCUCCAAUUCCAUCCCCACCUUCCACCCUUCCCCCACCCCCUCAAGCUCCACCUCCCAACAGGGCCCCGCCCCCUUCCCGGCCUCCUCCUCGGCCUUCUGUCUAGAAUCCAAAGUUCAUGCUCUGGGCUCUCUCAGAAACUUUAGGGAGGAGGCUCCUCUGUGGUGGUAGAACAAGUCUUUCCAGUUAAAGGAGGCUUCUGCUUUGGAAAUGAGUGGUGAUAAAGCCCACUGAUGUUCACACACGUUAAAAAAUGGUUUGUAAUGCCAAUACACCAACGAUUGUGAUCAGCAGAAAGAAACUGAAAUUCUGAAAUGCCUGAAAACAAACCAUGAGGCAACUACAGUCACAACUAUAGCCAGCCAGCCAGCACCUCUAGAAGGUUCCAGAGACAGUGAAACUGCUGAAGUGCUCUAAAUGGGAACAUGUCUCAUGGAGACCAAUAAGAAAUCAUUUCUUUGAGGGUGAAACGCAGAGUCGGAUAAGAAAUAGCAUUGCUGAGUUUCUAAAUGCUGCCUUCCUUCCUCCAUUCCAUUUCCAUCACUUCCCUGGACCCUUGGCCUAGGAACCAAGGAAUCCUUACCCCUGUGAACCACCCAGGAAGGUGAAAACCCUUUGCCUACAACUUUGGGGAAAGCUUGGGGUACUCAUUGUGGCAAGGAACUUAACAUCAGACAGAUAUCCAAAAGCAUGUCUUCCUGGGAUUUGCAGAGGAGUAAAAUUAUGCCACAUUUUUUUAUUUUCCAAAUUCUCCUGGUUUCUAAGUGAGGAAGAGGAAGCAGGUGUUUACUGAUGGAAAAAGGUAUGUCGCCAUGUUGCUGUGUAAGUGGAAUCAGGUGUGUGCGUUGACAAGGGGAGUACUGACUGCAGCAUCAGACAGUUUCUAAAACCCACAGGCCAUCAGCAGCUUGGGGUGGCUGGCUUUGGCCUAACAUGGUCCCCUAAAUCAACAGACAAUGCAUUGUAGAAGAGCAACCUAUUAAUGAUUCAUGUUACAUGUCAAGAUUGGGCUUUGGUUUAAAAAUCACUUCAGCUAUGAAGAAGUGAUUGGUCCCAUUUUCCAGAGACAAACGUGAGUUGAUCUUCCAAAAUGGCACCACUACCACCUACCACACAAUUUCACCAAUUUUAUUUUUCUUGUUUGGUAAAGUUGUGCACCAGAGACUUCUAGGCAGAGCUGAAAGACAAUGGUCCUGACAUAAUAAGGAAACUCCCCAGGUUCUUUGAUUAACCCAAAACAAGCCAUGCGUGUAGGCGCCAAUAUAUUUCUCCUUGGCUUUUCAACAUACUCACAAAUUAUUAUCAGCUGUUAACCCAGAGGCAAUACACCAAAAAUGCUCUGCCUGAAAUUCUCACCAUGCCUAGAACCUACUACAUUCCCCCACGUCUUUCUGAAUCUGUGGUUAUCAGUAAGCCCUAUAAGCACUUUCUAAACCUUGGGCCUCAUCACCCAGGGGUGAAAACAGGGCCAUUGUUGUGGGCCUCCUGCAUCAGCCUGUUCAAAAUUAUCUCCCCCGCUCCAGCUUUCCACAGGUUUUAAAAUUUCUCUCCCAAACCCUUUAAAUCUUUUGAAGAACAAAGCAACAUAUAAAAUAAACAUAAAUUUAAUGCUUUGGGCUAUGGUCUCCAAAGAUCCUUCAAAAACUCACCAAGCCAGCCUCAUUCUUUCAUCUUACUUAGAACAGAGACAUAAGGACCUGGCAUGCAUUUUAUAAACACCAAUUCUUAUAGCCAUGGCAGACAUUAUUAAUCAAUUGCAGCUCUAUUUCCCAUGGAGCCCAAUGAUUUCUUUACAAUCCUCAAAUCACAACUCCACAGAUCCACCACUCAUCAGUCAGAAUUGAGACAGAGAUGAGCCCUCUCUGAUGAAAUAGAGAUUUAGAAAGCAAAAACAGAAUGUGUGAGGGAACGGGGAAACCCUGGGGCGUAAAAUGUAUAGUCAGGAGAAAAUAGAUCUAGGCAGAGUGCCUAGAUCACAGGCACUAAAUCUGCAAUGCCAAUGCCAGACGGACACUUCCGUAAGUGCACCUCAGACCCAGCCCUUCUCUCAGAGAAUUCCCCAGCCUUCUCAUAGAACUAAAAUCAAAGAUAGUUUCCAGGACCUAUGAAAACAACCUCCGUCCCCCAUCCACUAACCUGGCCCAUAUUGUCUAUUUUUAGAACACUAGGCUUCUUCUUUAGUAUAGUUCCCUCAUGAAGUGGAGGCCAGAAUGUCUCGGCCACCUAAAGUGGCAUUGCUGGACUCCAAAACACCAUUCCAUAAAAGAAUGGGUUCCCCAGGCUCACAGUGUAGAGACGUUGAGCCCAUGGCAACUGUUUUGACUGCUGGCAGUACAAAACGGUCCCCCCACACACACCACUGCCGCAUGACGCACUGCGGCCAAAAGAAAGUUCAAGCCACGAUGCUGACGUUGUUGUGCAAAAAGAUGGUGGGCAUUGAGUGAGAACGCAACAUUCCCGAUCUCAACAGCACAUCAAUCAGAAGCCCUGUGCAGUUUCCAAGAUGUCGUUUUGGUGAACUUUUUGAUGAAAUAGGGAACUGCAAAUAUAUGAUGAUUUUGAAGAGGAUUAGCAGGAUUUGUCCUUAAAACUGACUCAUCAUGUCAUUCCUAGUCAUUUAAAAUUACAGUUGAGAAGGAAAAACAUCUAUACUGCAUGAACAAGGCAAUAUUUUAAUAAUAGGCUAUUACAGGCAGGAAAUUUCUUUAACUGGCUUAUAAAAUCUAUCAGUACUUGUAUCAUUCCCUGUAAAAGGCAGCAGACGUAUGAUUGUGAUUAGGAAACUGCACAAAAUUACUUUUUCAACUCCCAUGUUAUUGUCCUUGUGAAGUUUUCUUAUAAUAAAACCCAAUUUUUUUUUGUUGUAUAUAUUCGUAUUCCAUGUGUUAGAUGGAAGCAUUUCCUAUUCAGUGUGAAUAAAAAGAACAGUUGUAGUAAAUUAUUAUAAAGCCAGUGAUAUUUCAUGGCAGGUUAUUCUACCAAGCUGUGCUUGUUGGUUUUUCCCAUGACUAUUGCUUUUAUAAUGUACAAAUAGUUACUGAGAUGACGAAACCCUUGUUUGCACAGCAUUAAUAAGAACGUUGAGGGGUCCCCACUGUUGAUGACCAGCUCUCAAACAGUUUCAGGCCUGGAGCUUGGCACAUACACCCGUGAGACACAAGGUCUCUCUUUUACCAAAGUCAAGAGCAGAGCUAGUGGACAAAUUAAUUAACAGUCUUGGAUAUCUGGCCAUGGGUGACCUCACUGUAAAUAUGGGCAGAGAUAAUCUCGAAGUCUCAUGUACACUAAAGUCCAAACGCUGUGUCAGAUGAGGGACAACCAUCAAAGAAUUAGAAAAAAUAAUAAUUAUGAGAUAAUGAGCAACAGUUUCAGCUCAGUGUCAACUCAAUAAAAAUAAUUAAUGCUGUGUAAAAUGGGUUGAAUUAGUUUGCAAACUAUAUAAAGAUAUACGCAGUAAAACCCCUGUUAAUGCACACCAGACGGGAAUGGGGUGUUCUUGUCAAUUGCCUUUUCUAGUUAUCUGAGCUCUACUAUAUUAUCACUUGGAUAACCGAUUUAAAAGAAUUAGAAUAUGAUUUUUUUAAAUACACUUAACAUUAAACUCUUCUUCUAAUUCUUUCUUCUUUCUGUGAUAAUUCAGAAGACAGUUAUAGAUCUCCAGUGCGUCUGAGUCAUUGUUAUAAAAAACCAGUUAUCGCUGUACCAUGCUAUAGGAGACCAGGCUACACCUGUACAAUGACGAAACCUGGAAGUUGCUUCUUUUAAAAAAAAUAAUAAAUUCCUAA